AUGUUCCAGCGGUGCGCGCGAUUCAUUGGCUUUCGCAAUGUCAUCGCCUUUACGGCUGGCUUGGGCGUCCUGCUUCUAUGUAAUAGCAUCUUACUGCUCUGGCAAUUCCGCUCGCCUUCACAACCCGCACAUCACGACAAGCUGAUUCAGCAUGGACCAAGCACGCAGGAAAUGCAUCCCAUCGAUGAGCUCAUGGUUGACGCGCAACGCAAAUUUGGAGAGCUCAUCUCAGAACGGACAUACGAUCUAAAUUCGGCAGCCGAAGCAUAUCGACAAAGGCGCGGGCGCAAUCCACCACCUCACUUUGACGCUUGGUUUGAGUAUGCGCAAAAACACGAUGCGGUCAUCGUGGAAGGACUGUUCGAUCAGAUCUACCGUGAUUUGAGACCUUUCUGGGGUGUGCCUGCAAAGAGUAUGCGCGGCUUUGCACAACACUAUGAACAUCGCAUCUCAGUAAGAAACGGUACCGCCACCAGGACGGAAGGCCAGGGUCCAGGCACGCCGACGGACCGUAUGUUCGCGUGGUGGGACAUGGUCAGGCGCAUGGAAGGCAUGCUACCUGAUCUCGAUAUCGCCGUCAAUCUUAUGGAUGAGAGUCGAGUCAUCGUACCGUGGGAGGAGAUGAGCAAUUACACCGAGAUUGAGACCCUGACGAGGAAAAUACUGCCGGGUGACGAGACCAUCUUUGAGUACGGCAGCUUCCAAGCCUUGGAUGAGACGUCCGGAGAGCCGCCUCAGGUGAACUGGAUGGGACCGGGCGAGCCAUAUUGGGAGUUGGCGCGGAAAGCAUGUCCACCCGAUUCACCUGGCCGGAACAAAGUCGCCGCCACGAACCUUGCUGGACCUCUUCCUUUUCCUCGGGGCUAUCCAGAGCACUCGUAUAAAGGCUACGUGCAGAACUGGGACUUGGUGAGAGAUGCUUGCCAACAAAAGCAUCUACAAGAGUCCCAUGGAACAUUCAUCGAACCGGUUUCGAUAUCAACGACUCACGCUCUAGUGCCCAUCUUCGGUGAAACGAAGUUGCAGCAAAAUUCGGAUAUCCUCAUUCCUCCCGCUGCCUAUCUCUCUGAGGCGUUUGCAGGCGGUGACUACUCAGGCACGAAUCGCGAUGGCAAGAAUUGGUCGGAGAAAACAGCAGGCGCUGUAUGGCGGGGUGUCGCCAGUGGAGGUCGUAACAAGGCAGAGAACUGGACGCGCUUCCAUCGGCACCGCUUCGUUUCCAUGUUAAAUGGGACAUAUGUGCACAACCUUGAGAUGGACUCAAAGGCAGCGGAAGGAGGCCAAACAUACAGCCCGCAGUCAUACACCACGUAUCAUCUAGAAGCGACAAGACACAUGAACAUGGGUACUUGGCUCGACCGGAUUGCGAAUGUCGGCUUCACGGACCUUUUGUGCUUCCCACAGUCUGGCAAGCGGACUUGCGACUACAACGAGCCGUGGUUCGGGACUGUAGAGAAGAUCCCCAUGUCCAAACAGUUCAACUACAAGCUCCUCCCUGAUAUCGAUGGCAACUCCUUCUCUGGGCGUUAUCUCUCUUUCCUACGUUCGACGUCCGUUCCCAUAAAGGCGACGAUCUACUCCGAAUGGCACGACGACCGACUAAUACCAUGGCUGCACUUUGUGCCAAUGGACAACUCGUUUGUCGACAUGCACGCUAUCUUGGACUAUUUCCUAGGCACUGGAGACGACCAUGUGGCGAUGCUGUAUGGUGCCCACGACAAAGCAGCGGAGAAGAUCGCAUUCAGCGGCCAGGAGUGGGCUUCUCAGGUCUUACGCACCGAGGAUAUGGAUCUUUACACUCUGCGGUUAUUGCUCGAAUACGCCAGGCUUUGCGACGAUAACCGAGAGCAGCUGGGCUUCGCUGGACACGUAACCAAAGGCAGCUCAGGAGACAAAGCAUGA
Molecule: messenger RNA, 1902 nt
Organism: Alternaria metachromatica
Lineage: Eukaryota; Fungi; Ascomycota; Dothideomycetes; Pleosporales; Pleosporaceae
Exons: 1
Coding region: 1-1902 (633 amino acids)
Source: RefSeq, a predicted model, not a curated record